AUGACAUUUGUCAUUAAAGAUUUAAAACCACUUAGUAUUGUAGAAGGUGAAGGAUUUCGUGAACUUAUGCAUAUAGCUGUGCCAGAAUAUAUUGUCCCGUGUAGAAUCACUAUAACAAGACAAACUGACCAAAUGGCAAUAGUUGAAAGGGAGAAUUUAAAAAAGGUUUUGAAAUAUAUACCUAAUGUGUGUUUAACUGUUGACUUUUGGACUUCUGUAGCAAAUAAUAGUUACUUGGGUGUAACAUGCCAUUUUUUGGAUAAUUGGAAAUUAAGAAAUAGAAUUUUGGAAACAGUUGAGGUACCAGAAUCGCAUACUUCGGAAAAUAUUUUUAAUAAUAUAAAAUCUGUAAUAAAUCUGUAA
Molecule: messenger RNA, 363 nt
Organism: Acyrthosiphon pisum (pea aphid)
Lineage: Eukaryota; Metazoa; Arthropoda; Insecta; Hemiptera; Aphididae
Product: zinc finger BED domain-containing protein DAYSLEEPER-like
Exons: 1
Coding region: 1-363 (120 amino acids)
Source: RefSeq, a predicted model, not a curated record